CCGCGCGUGCGCCCCAGGAGCCCUCAAGGUCCGCACCCCCUGGCGGGUCCCAGGCGCGGCCGGGCCGGGGGAACCGCUCUCCGGGGACGGAAGGAAGGGACUCCUCGCGGCUUGCUCUUCGGCAAGAUGUUGGGGUUUCUGCAGCGCCCCGUAGUGGUGACCGCGGAUGUCAACUUGAACGUCGUGGCUCUGACGGCGGUGGGGCUGCUGAGCCGGCUGUGGCGCCUCGCCUACCCCCGGGCUGUGGUUUUCGAUGAAGUCUAUUACGGGCAGUACAUCUCUUUUUACAUGAAGCGGGUCUUCUUUCUGGAUGGCAGUGGACCGCCCUUUGGCCACAUGCUGCUGGCCUUGGGAGGUUAUUUGGGAGGAUUCGACGGCAACUUUUUGUGGAACAGAAUUGGAGCAGAAUACAGCAGCAACGUGCCCGUGUGGUCCCUGCGCCUGCUGCCGGCCCUCGCAGGGGCCCUGUCGGUGCCGAUGGCCUACCAGAUCCUGUGGGAGCUCCGUUUUUCUCACUGCGCCGCCAUGGGAGCCGCCCUGCUGAUGCUCAUCGAGAAUGCGCUGAUCACGCAGGCCAGGCUGAUGCUUUUGGAAUCGCUGUUAAUAUUUUUUAAUCUACUGGCCGUGCUGUCCUACCUGAAGUUCUCCAACUCCCAAAAGCACAGGCCCUUCUCCCCGAGCUGGUGGCUGUGGCUGACGCUGACCGGAGUGGCCUGCUCCUGUGCCGUCGGCAUCAAGUACAUGGGCAUUUUCACUUACUUGCUGGUGCUCGGAGUCGCCGCCGUCCACACCUGGCACCUGAUCGGAGACCAGGCUCUGUCAAACGUCUGUGUGCUGUGCCACGUGCUGGCCCGCGCAGUGGCUCUGUUGGUCGUCCCGGCCGUCACGUACCUGCUGUUCUUCUAUGUCCACUUGACGCUGCUCUGCCGCUCCGGGCCCCACGACCAGAUCAUGUCCAGCGCGUUCCAGGCCAGCCUGGAGGGGGGGCUGGCUCGGAUCACGCAAGGCCAGCCCCUGGAGGUGGCCUACGGCUCACAGGUCACUCUGAAGAGCGCCUCGGGCAAGCCUGUGCCCUGCUGGCUCCACUCCCACCCGAGCACCUACCCGUUGAGCUACGAGAACGGCCGGGGCAGCUCCCACCAGCAGCAGGUGACCUGUUACCCCUUCAAAGAUGUCAACAACUGGUGGAUUGUCAAGGACCCCGGGAGGCACCAGCUGGAGGUGAGCAACCCGCCGAGGCCCGUGCGGCACGGGGACGUGGUGCAGCUGGUGCACGGCAUGACCAGCCGCCUCCUCAACACGCACGACGUGGCAGCCCCCCUGAACCCCCAUGCGCAGGAGGUGUCCUGCUACAUCGACUACAACAUCUCCAUGCCCGCCCAGAGCCUCUGGAGGCUGGACAUCGCGAACAGGGAGUCGGACGCUGAGAUCUGGAAGACCAUCCUGUCGGAGGUGCGCCUCGUGCACCUGAACACGUCCGCCAUCCUGAAGCUGAGCGGGGCCCACCUCCCUGACUGGGGCUUCCGGCAGCUGGAGGUGGUUGGGGAGAAGCUGUCCCGGGGCUACCACGAGAGCGCCGUGUGGACCGUGGAGGAGCACCGCUACGGCAGGAGCCAGGAGCAGAGGGAGAGGGAGCUGGAGCUGCACUCGCCAACUCACGUGGACGUCAGCAGGAACCUGAGCUUCAUGGCCAGAUUCUCGGAGCUGCAGCCACCCAGCAGGCCACGUUGCCAGGCCCCAGUCAAUCCGAUGGAGACCGGAAGCGCGGCUCCCUGGUCUAGAUGUGCCCUUAGACGAGCUGACUGGAGCCCCUGGGGCCGGCCACCAGCAGGUGCCUGGCUGCCUGACGGGCUCUGGCUGUUGCAGUGGAGGAUGCUGACGGUGAGGAGCGACGACUCGGAGCACAAGUACAGCUCCACGCCGCUGGACUGGGUCACCCUGGACACCAACAUCGCCUACUGGCUGCACCCCAGGACCAGUGCUCAGAUCCACCUGCUGGGGAACGUGGUGAUCUGGGCUUCCGCCGGCCUCGCCACCGCGCUGUACGUCCUGCUCUUCUGCUGGUACCUGCUCUGCCGCCGGAGGCGUGUCUGUGAGCUCCCCGAGGAUUCCUGGCUGCGCUGGGUGCUGGCCGGGGCCCUGUGUGCCGGCGGCUGGGCGGCAAACUACUUCCCGUUCUUCCUGAUGGAGAAGACGCUCUUCCUUUACCACUACCUGCCCGCACUCACCUUCCAGAUCCUUCUACUGCCUGUGGUCUUGCAGCACAUCGGCGAGCACCUGUGCAGGUCCCAGCUCCACAGGAGCCUGUUCGGCGCCCUGGUGGUGGCGUGGUACUCGGCCGCCUGCCACGUGUUUAACAUGCUGCGCCCACUGACCUACGGGGACAAGUCGCUGUCACCCAGCGACCUCCAGGCCCUUCGCUGGAAAGAGAGCUGGGACAUCCUGAUCCGCAAACACUAGCAGGACUGGCACGAGACAUCCGGGGUCGGGAACGGGACCGGGACCGGGACACGCUCGGGGGAGCUGGCCAGGCCUGGCGGGGGCUCUCCUCUGGUCCCCUUCACCUUAAGCACCUUAUUAUGCGGACAAUAAAGAACACGCUGUGCCCACAAAUCCCGGGGCCCUACACGGGGACACGUGUUGAGUGGCUAGUGUGGGGCUUGGCGACGGAGAGAUGGCGGGGAGUGGGAGUGACGGGCAUGAGGGUCAGACCAGACGGGCCGGUCUUGCUAACAGACACGCCUGGUCCUCCCUCCCGAGCACCCGCUGGCCCCGAGCUAGAGCCUCUGCCCCGGGGGGCCUCUAGGCUUUGCCCGGAACAGCUGAGUGUCAUUUGCCACUGGGCCGGCCGGGCAGGGCCUGUCUGAGUGAGGCGGUAACCCUGUGUCAACCCCCUCGCUGACUGCACACCCGUGAGGCUAACGAGCAGCGGACAGUCAAGGUGUGUCAUCUGUUCCUUGUCCUGAACUCGCCUUUGGUGUAAUUAAAAAGGGACCACUGCCCUGGCCAGCUUGGCUUAGUGGAGAGAGCGGCAACCUGCGGAAUGAAGGGUCCCAGGUUCCACUCCGGCCAAGGGCACAUGCCUGGGUUGCGGGCUCCAUCCCCAGUAGGGGGCGUGCAGGA
Molecule: messenger RNA, 3123 nt
Organism: Myotis myotis
Lineage: Eukaryota; Metazoa; Chordata; Mammalia; Chiroptera; Vespertilionidae
Gene: POMT1
Product: protein O-mannosyltransferase 1
Exons: 21
Coding region: 127-2460 (777 amino acids)
Biological process (GO): protein O-linked glycosylation
Cellular component (GO): membrane
Molecular function (GO): mannosyltransferase activity
Source: RefSeq, a predicted model, not a curated record